Molecule: messenger RNA, 7322 nt
Organism: Micropterus dolomieu (smallmouth bass)
Lineage: Eukaryota; Metazoa; Chordata; Actinopteri; Centrarchiformes; Centrarchidae
Product: citron Rho-interacting kinase-like
Exons: 38
Coding region: 38-5029 (1663 amino acids)
Biological process (GO): peptidyl-threonine phosphorylation; actomyosin structure organization
Cellular component (GO): cytoskeleton; cytoplasm
Molecular function (GO): protein serine/threonine kinase activity
Source: RefSeq, a predicted model, not a curated record
GUCUGCAGGCCUCAACUCUCCUGCUAAGACCAACUCCAUGGAAAAGAAACUGCACAUUAAAAGCAAAGAAUUACAAGAAACUCAAGACAAAUGUCACAAGAUGGAGCAAGAGAUCUCCAGGUUCCAGCGUAAAAUGACUGACCUGGAGUCAGUGCUCCACCAGAAGGAUGUGGAGCUGAAGGCAUCCGAGACUCAGAGGAGCAUUCUGGAGCAAGACCUCGCCACCUACAUUACUGAGUGCAGCAGCCUAAAGCGAAGCUUGGAGGAGGCACGUGUGGAGGUCUCCAGAGAAGAUGACAAGGCCAUGCAGCUGCUGCAUGACAUCCGCGAACAGAGCAACAAGCUGCAGGAAAUUAAAGAGCAAGAGUACCAUGCACAGCUGGAGGAGAUGCAGGUCACCAUCAGGCAGUUGGAGGAGGACCUGUCAGCUGCCCGACGCCGCAGCGACCUCUACGAAGCUGAACUUAGAGACUCCAGGCAAACAAGCGAGGAACUUAAAAGGAAAGCUGUGGAAUACCAGCAGAGAAUCCAGAAGGCUAAAGAGCAGGGCAAAGCCGAGGUGGAGGAGCUUCUCUCCAAACUAGAGAAGACCAAUUCUGAGCAGCAGGUCAAAAUCCAGGAGCUCCAGGACAAACUGUCAAAGGCAGUGAAAGCAAGCACAGAGGCCACAGAGCUGCUGCAGAAUGUUCGGCAGGCCAAAGAGCGGCUAGAACGAGACCUGGAGCGCCUGCGAGGCAAAACCGAUUCUAGUGACACUUUAAAACGCCGCCUGAGAGAGACAGAGCAGGAGGGCAGGAAGACCUUGGAGAACCAGGUAAAGAGGCUGGAGAUGGUUGAGCGGCGGGAGAAUAAGCUGAAAGAUGACAUUCAGACCAAAUCCCAGCAGAUCCAGCAGAUGGCUGAAAAGAUCCUGGAACUGGAGGAGAAUCUGCGGGAUGCCCAGUCGACAGCCCAGAGGAUGGAAACUCAGCUGGUUCAAAAGGAGAGGCUUUUUGAAGACAAGAUCAAGGUUCUGGAGGCCCAGAUGAAGGUAGACUUGGCUGACAAGGAAAGUCUUGAGGCCAGAAGGGCCCAGCAGGAGGCGGAGUCGCGGGAGAACUGCAAACUUAUCAGUGAACAGAAAGCGACCAUUAAUGCUAUGGAUUCCAAGAUGAAGAACUUGGAGCAGCGCAUCGCUGAGCUGUCAGAGGCUAACAAGCUUGCCGCUAACAGUAGCAUUUACACCCAGAAGAAUAUGAAAGCCCAGGAGGAGAUGAUCUCAGAGCUUCGCCAGCAAAAGUUCUAUUUGGAGUCUCAGGCAGGCAAGCUGGAGGCCCAAAAUGCCAAACUGGAGGAGCACCUGGAGAAGAUGAGUCAGCAGGAGCAGACCAAGAGGACCCGGCUGCUGGAGCUGGAGAGUAGGCUGCGGGAGAUGGGCCUAGAACAUGAAGAAGAGAAGCUGGAGAUCAAGAGACAAGUGUCAGAGUUGACCCUCUCUCUGCAGGAGCGCGAGUCCCAGAUUAGCAGCCUGCAGGCUGCUCGUCUUGCCCUGGAGAGCCAGCUGCAACAAGCUAAAACUGAGCUGGAGGAGACCACCGCUGAGGCUGAGGAGGAGAUCACUGCCCUUAGGAAUCACAGAGAUGAAAUUCAGCGCAAGUUUGAUGCUUUGAGAGACAGCUGCUCUGUGAUCACUGACCUGGAGGAGCAGCUUACACAGCUCAGUCAGGAGAAUGCGGAGUUGAACCGCCAGAACUUCUACCUGUCCAAACAGCUUGAUGAAGCAUCAGAUGAGAGGGAGGACCAGCUACAGCUCAGCCAGGAAGUGGACAGGCUGAGGAGAGAGGUGGCGGACCGCGAGAUGCAUCUCAACAACCAGAAACAGAACAUUGAGACACUGAAGACCACAUGCAGCAUGCUGGAGGAGCAGGUGGUGGAGCUGGAGUCCCUAAACGAUGAGUUGCUGGAGAAGGAGAGGCAGUGGGAGGCUUGGAGAGGCGCCCUGGAGGAUGAAAAAAGCCAAGCCGAGAGACGCACCAGGGACCUGCAGAGACUGUUGGACAAUGAGAAGCAGAACAGGGUGCGUGCGGACCAGCGCAGCACUGAGUCUCGCCAGGCAGUCGAACUGGCAGUCAAAGAGCACAAGGCUGAGAUACUGGCCUUACAGCAGGCCUUGAAGGAACAGAGACUUAAGGCUGAAAGUCUGUCUGAUACUCUCAAUGAUCUGGAGAAGAAGCACGCCAUGCUGGAGAUGAACGCCCGCAGCUUACAGCAGAAACUGGAGACAGAGAGAGAACUGAAACAGCGGCUGAUGGAAGAGCAAGGGAAGCUGCAGCAGCAAAUGGACCUCCAAAAGAGCCACAUAUUCCGUCUGACCCAAGGCCUGCAGGACGCCUUGGACCAGACCGACAUGCUCAAGACUGAGCGGACCGAUCUUGAGUACCAGCUAGAGAAUAUACAGGCUGUAUACUCCCAUGAGAAGGUGAAGAUGGAGGGGACCAUCUCCCAGCAGACCAAACUUAUUGACUUCCUCCAGGCCAAAAUGGACCAGCCCACCAAGAAAAAGAAGGGUAUAUUCGGGCGGCGGCGUGAGGAUGUAGGCACCACGACUAAUGGAGCUCUGGCUCCACAGGCCCAGCCAGCGGUUCCCAUGCAGUACGGUGACAUGAAACUGGCUUUGGAGAAGGAGCGCUCAAGGUGCGCAGAGCUGGAAGAGGCUCUGCAGAAGAUGAGGAUAGAGCUACGAUCCCUCAGAGAAGAGGCGGCUCAUUUCAAAGCCCAGGAACAUGUGGCUCCUUCCACGCCAGCCCAGGCUCGACACCAAAUCCUCAUGUCAGCCAUUGUCAAAUCCCCAGAACAUCAACCCAACCCCAGCAGCCUGCUCAACCCCUCCACCCGCUGCAAGGAGACCGCCACACCUGAAGAGUUCGGCCGUCGUGUGAAAGAGAGAAUGCACCACAACAUCCCUCAUCGUUUCACUGUGGGCCUCAACAUGAGGGCUGCCAAGUGCGCCGUCUGCCUGGACACUGUGCAUUUUGGACGACAGGCUGCCACUUGUCUAGAGUGCCACACCCUGUGUCACCCUAAAUGCUCACCAUGUCUCCCGGCAACCUGCGGUCUGCCAGCUGAGUAUGCCACUCACUUUUCAGAGGCUCUGUGCCGAGAAAAGGCAAACUCUCCUGCGCUGCAGGUCAAAGAGGCCAGUGGGCAUGUUCGAUUGGAGGGAUGGAUGAAGCAGCCUAGAAACGGCAAGCGUGGUCAGCAGGGCUGGGAAACGAAAUAUGUUGUGCUUGAUGGAACCAAAGUAUCUAUCUAUGAUACCGAACCCAGAGAAGACUGUAUAAAAGCUGAGGAGGAGUUUGAGCUCUGUCUGCCUGAUGGAGAGGUGACCGUUCAUGGAGCUGUUGGAGCUUCUGAGCUCAUCAACACUGCCAAGUCAGACAUCCCGUAUGUGUUGAAGCUGGAGUCACAUCCACACACCACCUGCUGGCCAGGCCAGUCCCUCUACUUCAUGGCUCCCAGCUUCCCUGACAAGCAGCGCUGGGUGGCUGUACUGGAGUCUGUGGUGGCUGGUAGCCGUGGAUCUAAAGACAAAGUAGAUUCUGAUGCUAAACUCCUGGGCAAUUCUCUGCUGAAGCUGGAGGGUGAUGACCGUUUAGACAUCAACUGCACUCUGCCUCUCACUGACCAGAUCGUGUUGGUUGGCUCUGAGGAGGGUCUGUAUGCUCUAAACGUCAUAAAGAACUCUUUGACCCACAUCCCUGGGCUGGCCUCCGUCUUCCAGAUCCAGAUCCUGAAGGAGCUCGAUAAGCUGCUGAUGAUCACUGGAGAGGACAGGGCCUUGUGUCUAGUGGAGAUCAAGAAGGUGAAACAGUCUUUGUCACAGUCCCAUCUCCCAGCUCAGCCUGACCUCAACCCCUUCAUCUUUGAGACAGUCAAGGGAUGCCACCUCUUCUCCUCUGGAAAGAUUGAUAAUGGGACCUGUAUCUGUGCUGCUAUGCCCAAUAAGAUUACAAUUCUGCGACACAAUGAAAACCUGAACAAGUUCUGCAUCCGAAAGGAGAUUGAGACAUCAGAGCCCUGCAGCUGCAUCCACUUCACUGGCUACAGUAUCAUUAUCGGGACCAACAAGUUCUAUGAGAUUGAGAUGAAGCAGUAUGUGCUGGAAGAGUUCCUGGAUAAAAACGACGUGACGCUAGCUUCAGCUGUCUUCGCCGCGUCCUCCCACAGCUUCCCCAUCUCCAUCAUCCAGGUCACCACGGCUCCACAGAAAGACGAAUAUCUGCUCUGUUUCCAUGAGUUUGGUGUGUUUGUGGAUGCAUACGGCCGCAGGAGUAGAAGCGAUGAUAUCAAAUGGAGCCGCCUGCCUCUCUCAUUUGCCUAUAGAGAACCCUACCUGUUUGUGACCUACUUCAACUCUCUGGACGUUAUUGAAAUUCUGGGACACGCUGCUCUGGGGCCCCAUUCAUACGCACACCUGGAUAUCCCAAAUCCACGCUACCUUGGCCCAGCCAUCUCCUCUGGGGCCAUCUACCUGGCCUCUUCCUACCAGAACAAACUACGGGUCAUUUGCUGCAAGGGCAACCUGGUCCAGAGCCAAGAGGGUGUUGGAGACCUGCAGCGAAAUGGCUCAGGACGCAGCCCUAACAAGCGUGGUCCUCCUUCCUACAAUGAGCACAUCUCAAAAAGGCUGGCAGCCAAUCCCCUAGUUCACGGAGAUCCCGGCACACCUCACCGCUACCGAGAGGCUCGCACAGAGUUUCGAAGGGACAAGUCCCCCAGCCGUCCACUCGAGAGAGAGAAGUCUCCUGGCAGAAUGCUGGAGAGUCGGAUAGUGGGGUCUCCAGGCAGGGCCAUGGCUGACCCCCGCUUAGAGCGCUCUCCGGGCAGGGCCAUGGCAGACCCUCGAAUGGACCGCUCUCCUGGCCGGAUGAUGGACGUUCGUCGAGAGAGGUCCCCCGCACGAUUCGAAGAGCGCCAAAGGCUUCACACUGGCUCUGGUCGCACACCCAUAAACCCAGUCAACAAGGUAUGGGACCAAUCAUCUGUUUGAGAGACAGCAGAGCCACAUACCCGGACGAGAAAUUCAUCUUCAGAAAGGGAAAGAAGGCAGCAGAGAUCCAGUGAGAAUGUCACCAACUCAUGAUGAAACACUGCCACACAUAAGUUUUGCCUGACAUCAGAGCUGACAAACACACAAAGGGAAACAACUGUAGCCAUCAGAACAGGGAGAGGACGAGAGAAAUAAAAGAUGUCAUUAGAAUCAGGUUAUUUUUCUCAAUGAACUGUCCCGAGUACAUAAAGGUACACAAAACGCCAUAUUUAACAAAUGUUUCACUUCUUCAAAAGCAAGAUCUGGGAUGCGAGUUCUCAACUUUAGCCCUGACUCGAUGGGUUUUGCUUGUUUCAGUUAACUCCAGACAGUAGUGACUAUGAUAAAUAAGCACAGCCAUAGCAACGUUAUCUUAUCCGUAAGUCAAUGCCUAAAUAUUUACAAAGUCAGUCACUAGUGAAAAUGGUUCACUCAAAAUAGUCUUAAUACAACUGGCUCCUGCCUGCACUCAGCUCUGUCCACAGUAGCUACAGAUCAGGGCGUACAUCUAGUGUACAUUUAAUAGCAUUUCUGGCUCCAGCCCUGCGCAGACGUGUCAACACACAAUCAUUAUCAGCUAAUUACAAUCAUUCUCAUACAGGACUUGGCUGGAGCACAAACAAAUUUGAAAUAAAAUUAAAAGUAAUUAAACCCUCCCUGCCCUGUAGAACCAUACACCGGAUGAUUGUCUGCCCUCGGAUAGGUCGACACUAAAACUGCACUACCCACAAUCCUCAGCAGGACUUUCUAAUCCUUCAGAACGCUAUCUGACUGUAAAUAGACGAGACAUAAUUUUAUAUAUAUAUUGAGAAGGAAUUUCAAGGCUGGAUAAGCCAUGUCUAUUUUUGUUAAAGAAAAAAAAGUGACCACGUGUCCUCUUGAAUGUCCACUGAGUAUUCUUUUAAUAUGUCCAAACAUCCUUUAUCAAGUGAGUGAUUGUAUCUGGAUCCAACUUGUGUAUGCACUUCCAUCUGUCAAAGGCAAAACCUCAGUGCUGAACUAUAUGACAGGAGGGGGGGAAUCAUGUCUGAAGCUUACAACAUAGUACUUGAGCAUUUUUUUUUUUUUACAAUGUCCCUUAUAGUGUAUAUAACCCAAAAUUGUUCAAGGUGAAGAUGAAAAUAACCGUCGUUUUUUUCCUGAUUCGUUAAUGGCAUGGAUAUGUAUAUCUGAAAUGAAACCAGAGUGUUGUCUUCUGCUUCUGCCUCAUUUGGGUUAAAAUUUUAACAAUGAAGCACGUGAAUAAUAUCUCCUUUCUUUUAACUAUUUCCUGAUUGCACAGUAAAUUCAUACGAUUAUAAUUACAAAGUACCUUUUUUUUUUAAGGUGGGGUAUGCAAUUCUAUAGAAAUCCAAUACCACAACAAAUACCAGAAGAUAGAGCGAACGACACAAAUAAUGUAACGUAACGUUAGCUGGGUUGUGGGUAAGCAUCAGAACAACAGCACACGUUGGCAAACUAGAAAGUAAGCUAAAUGUCUGUGGGCAAGUCAUGUAACGUUACCCAAAAAUCAUGUCUCAAACUGCUAGAAUUGUGUUGUGUUGGGGGACGGGCCACUUUGUUUCCCACAGAGCCAGGGCUGAGGAUAAACCCCAGAUUUUCUUUUCAGCACGUUGAGCUAGCAGACUGUGAGGAGAUAUACGCUGAACUACAAAAAGAUGUGUAUUAGAUUAGAAUUGCAUACCCCACCUUUAAGGCACUCUUGGCAAGUUAAACAGCCAGCCCAACCUUGACAAAGCUGAUUUUAUUUCUAUAUAUACUACAUACUUUGAUGUAUGGAAAUAGAAUAUUUCUGUUGUUUGUUUGUUUUUCUUUUAGAAUAUAUAUACAGAUGAGAUGCCACACUUUAACUUGCCCAGUGUGUCUGAUAACCAUGGGCCGCUCAAUAGGAAGAUGUUUAGGAAUGUUAGGAAGUUUCUCCUUUCUUUCUGAAUCCACUAAAGUUCUCUUUAGAUGUAAAAAUCUUCCUGAAUGUAUUUAAGCCAAGAAGAUGGAACUGAUUCAUUGGUCACAAAUGUUCAAGAAAAAGCACCCAACACUACAGAUUGCACAAGUUUUCCAGUUGUCUGUAAAGGACUCUAUACAAAAGGGUUUCCCAUCCUGUUUUAUUUUUAUAUUCUUUUUAUUUCUUUUCACAUCAUAACGCCGUUAACGCUGGAUAUAUUGAUGUCUGCUAACAAAUGUUUUAGUAGCGUUCUCUGUAGAGAUUUUGUCACAGAAUAUUAAAUAUUAUAACUAUUGUCUUUCACUUCUA